Drechmeria coniospora is the source of this 1842-nucleotide messenger RNA. RefSeq lists its product as uncharacterized. Lineage: Eukaryota; Fungi; Ascomycota; Sordariomycetes; Hypocreales; Ophiocordycipitaceae. The record is from RefSeq and is a predicted model, not a curated record. Bases 1 to 1842 code for a protein of 613 amino acids. The transcript is spliced from 2 exons.
AUGGACGAGCCUGCUCGCACCCCGAGCGACGACGACGAGAGACGGCCGGACGGCCCAGUUGCUGGCAGUGAACUGCCGCCGAGGGAACCGGGUCGCCGCAGCCAGGUGAGCGUCGCCAUAAACGACAACCAAGUCCCACCUCUCAUGACGGCAUCCAUGAUGGACAUGCCCAUUCUCGUCGAUGCAUCAUCGAGCCCGGCAUCUCCCGGCCAAGAUGGCGCCGAAAGCGGACAGGCAAAGCCCUCGUCAUCCUUUGUGCCUCCCACACGACCGAGCAGCACACCUUUCCCCCACCCCGAGAAUCGAAGCCAGCAAGUGUGCUGCCUCGCCGAAUCGGACAUGGAUCCGAACGCAAACCUGUCCCGCCCAACUCUCCCCGUCACUGACCAAUCUCCACCCUCCCGCUCCGAAGCGGUCCAGUUCGAGGAACUGCCCAUGGAGGUCCACGAGGCCAUCGUCGACCAUCUCUUCGGCUUCCGCAUCUCCCCGACGUCCAACAGCGCGACGAGGAUCGCGAGCUUGACAAAGAGCUGGGGCAGCGCCCUGCGCCAUUCACGCCGCCGGGAACUUUCCAGCCUUGCUUUGGUCAACAAGCGGUGGACCUACUUGAUCCAGCAGAGACUGUACCGCCAUAUCAAGCUGAAGGCGACGGUCGACUACGUCGAGGAUGCCAUCGUCCACUUUGCCACCCGCCAGCAUCUCGCCCCGUACGUGAAGCAUGUCGAGAUAUGGUUCCCCGUCUUCCAACCAAUGUACGGCCCUCUCGCCACCUCGGCCGCCAUGACCCUGCCGACGGUUACCUCGAGCGGGUUGACGAAUGCGACCUACGCCCUGCCGUCCGACAACUGCACGCUCGAAGAGGUCUUUCGAUUCAUCACCUUGAUACUACCAGAGGCCCAGGUUCUGACCCUCGAGGGGGGCGAGAGACGAAAGGCGCCGAUGGUGGCCCAUUUCAACAACAAACGAGGCCAGGACACGCACGCGGCCAAGGCCCUGCGGCCGAUUCAAUCGGUCCGCACCUUGGUCACCGGCGGCCAGUGGAACCUGAUGCGCGCCAAGGAAGACAUGGCCAACAUCAUGCAGGCGCUGCCCAACCUCGAAGAGUGGCAGGCCUCCUACAGCAGACCCAAGUCCAAGAGCUACAUCACGCUGUCCGAGUAUAUCGAGGCCCUUCCGCCCCGUGUUAAAAGGUUGAAUUUAUGCAUGGAGAACGAUUAUCGGCGAGAGUCCCUCACCCCCAGCUUCUACACAAAAGUCAUCAUGCGCACCCAUAUCUGCUGCGGUCUCGGCCAGAUUGUGCCCCAGCUGGAGCAUUUCUCGUAUACCGGACGAGUUUGUCACGUCAUGUUUGAUCAAGCCGCGCGCCUCGGCAACCCGGUCGAGUCGAGGCUUCGCUCUGUCGACUUGACCGUCAAGAACUGCUGUCGUGAUGUUGACCAUCCGCACGACUUCGUCGGCUCCGGCUCCGGCAUCCACGAGAUGGGCUUCAUCGACUCGUUCGAGCUGCUCGUCGUCUCGGCCAUCCGAUUCCUCGAAAAGCACAAGUUGCUCCAGUUCCUGAGGAUCCGCUUCGUCGAUCUGGACUCCCUGUUACCGCCUCUGAAUCCAUACUUCAUGCUUCAGCAAGGGAAAUGCACGGGCGUCUGGAGCAAUGCCAUCAUUGCCGAGAUGGCCCGCGUCAGGCCCAGCGCGACCUUUGCCGAGCUGAGCGAGACCUUUGGCAACAUUUCCUUCAGCAAGGAGGGGAGAAUGAUCAUGUAUCCCGAGAAACCACCGGGACGGAUCUCAUCGUUGAAGCUUAGCAAUUACCAAACUCUCGCCAACGGAAUGCCGAUCCAUUAG